Molecule: messenger RNA, 846 nt
Organism: Ilex paraguariensis (yerba mate)
Lineage: Eukaryota; Viridiplantae; Streptophyta; Magnoliopsida; Aquifoliales; Aquifoliaceae
Source: the annotation of a GenBank genome assembly
AUGGCUGUAUUUAAAGAGCUGGCUCGGAGGCAGGCGAAUGGGGCAAAUGAUGGUCCUGCAACAGACCUUGAGCAUGGAGAUGGCAUACAGGCAGCAAACGUUGGAUUUGGUAGAGUAUUCUCACUGGCAAAACCUGACGCAGGGAAGCUAAUUAUUGGCACUAUAGCACUGCUGAUAGCAUCCACCACUAGCAUUCUCAUUGUAUGCCGUUCUCUGUACUGUAUUAACUUCGCCAUGUUUGAGAGAUAUCCAGGCUUUGAGUUUCAAGCUCCUGAAGCUUCUCAUUUUAGAUAUGCCUUACCUGUAGAUCAUAGAGAACCAAAAUAUGGUGGAACGAUAAUCGACAUUGUAUCAAAAGAUAUAAGGACCCCUGAACAGCAAAAUGAUGCUUUGGAUGACGUCAAGAACACUAUAAUAGCUAUGGUUUCCAUAGUCGUUAUUGGUGAAAGGGUUGUUGCUCGUUUGAGGAAGGAUUUAUUCAGUCACCUUAUCCAGCAAGAGAUCGCCUUCUUUGAUGUUACUCGCACAGGAGAACUCCUGAGCAGGCUAUCUGAAGAUACCCAAAUCAUAAAAAAUGCUGCAACUACCAAUCUCUCAGAAGCACUACGAAAUCUGACUACCGCACUUAUUGGAGUUGGCUUCAUGUUCACAUCAUCCUGGAAGUUAACAUUGCUGUCCUUGGCUGUCGUUCCGGUCAUUUCAGUUGGCAUACGUAAAUUUGGGAGAUUUCUUCGUGAACUUUCUCAUGAAACUCAAGCUGCAGCAGCAGCAUCUGCCUCAAUUGCUGAGGUAUAUGUUUAUUGUGUAAUGUAUCUGCCUCAAGCUGCGGCUGCAGAAUUUUUGUAA